GCGCGAAACGCGAAAGAAAUGGGGGCUAUGCUGGACCUCCGAUUAUUCUCCAACUCCAAACCCUUUCCUGUUGGUUCUUCCAAUGAGUUUGAAGCUCAAAGCGCUGACCGAACCAUCUGCGGAACCUAACCCUAACCCUAAUGGCAGUGCUGUAAAGAGACUGACUUUCGAUUUAGGAAAUGGAAGCGAAGUCGUAUAUAUACCCAAGUUCUUUCCUUUUAAUCAGGCGUGGAACUGGUUCGAUUACCUCAACAAUGAGAUCCCUUGGGCCAGGCCUACCAUUCGCGUCUUCGGACGCUCUUGCGUCCAGCCUAGAGACACAUGCUAUAUUGCAAGUCCAGGACUGCCCGAUCUGAUUUACAGUGGAUAUCAGCCACAUGCCUAUUCUUGGAAUGAUUAUGCUCCGCUUAAGGAAAUCUUGGAUGCGCUCCAUAAGGCUCUUCCUGGGAGUAGCUUUAAUAGCUUGCUCUUGAACAGAUAUAAAGGUGGUAAUGACUGUGUUGGUUGGCACGCUGAUGAUGAGAAGCUCUAUGGAUCGAUGCCGGAAAUUGCUUCAGUAUCCUUUGGAUGUGAACGUGAAUUCUUCUUGAAGAAGAAACCCAGUAAGAGAUCUCACGUGUCAAAAGAACUUGGUGAAGAACCAGCAAGCAAGCGGUCCAAGAAGAGUAGCCAUACCAAUCAGCACUCAUUCACGCUUAAGCAUGGAUCACUAUUGGUAAUGAGGGGCAACACUCAACGAGAUUGGCUCCAUUCAGUGCCUAAGCGUGCAAAAGUAGAGGCAACUCGUAUUAACCUCACCUUCAGGCAUGUCGUUUGAUGGGACCUUCGGCUAAAAGAGAAUUGUUUUUCAUUGGGCUUUGUUGAAUUGUCUGUAGGCAGGCGUUGAGGUACCUGGUGUAACAAGGUGCCACAAGGUAUCUUAAAUUUUGUUAGGAGAUAGAAUGUAUGGUUUUCCUGACAACUUGAUAUGGACACUGAAAGGUUAAGGAUCUUUGUAGCUUUUAAUGCGAUAUGAAUCUGUGUAUAGUUCAUAACAAUUGUCAGUUUUCUCUGUUGUAGUGUUAUUAUAAUUUAUCGCAAUCGAAGUUGGCUUUA
Messenger RNA from Juglans regia (Persian walnut), 1095 nucleotides. Its product is annotated as DNA oxidative demethylase ALKBH2. Bases 83 to 817 code for a protein of 244 amino acids. NCBI's taxonomy places the organism in Eukaryota, Viridiplantae, Streptophyta, Magnoliopsida, Fagales, Juglandaceae. Gene Ontology annotation, biological process: DNA repair. The transcript is spliced from 4 exons. The record is from RefSeq and is a predicted model, not a curated record.